CACAACCGAAAAAACGACUGUGGAACGUUGGCGAAUGAGCACCACCUCGCUUGACGAUGGCAACGAGCGGCACUACCGCCAGAGGCUGGAGGACCUGCAGUUCACAAGGGACCAGGAGCGGGAACUUGCGAUGGCCGACGAAGGUGACACCUAUGCGGAGCCAUACGACGAAGAGCUCGAGUGCGGCCUCCACGUGCCGCAUCGUGUGUGGACGGGCUUGUUUCCACAUCAAAAGGAAGGGUUGGCGUGGCUGUACAGUCUGCACAAGCAAAACGCAGGUGGUAUACUGGGCGACGACAUGGGUCUAGGCAAAACCAUCCAAAUAUGCGCGUUCCUGGCGAGCCUCAUGUCGAUGAAGGUCCUUCAUUCGGUCCUGCUGGCAUGUCCUGCGUCGGUGCUCUGGCAUUGGGUCCGAGAGAUGCACAAGUGGUGCCCUGAGAUGCGCGUGGUGCUGCUGCACUCGUCUGGCACGGCCACCUGCACGUACGGCACGUCCAUCAAGAACGUGUACGCCAAGGGCGGCAUGAUCGUGACCACGUACGAGAACCUGCGAAGCAACGCCGAGUUUUUGAUUCCCAAGGAAUGGGAUUACGUCAUCUUGGACGAAGGCCACAAGAUUCGCAACCCCGACGCCGAAAUCACGUUGGUCACCAAACAACUGCGCACGGUCCAUCGCAUCAUCCUCACGGGAUCGCCCAUUCAAAACCGAUUAAAAGAGCUGUGGAGUUUGUUUGACUUUGUCUUUCCAGGCAAACUCGGCACGUUUCCAACGUUUGAGGACGAGUUUGUGCUGCCGAUUCGGCAUGGCGGGUACGCGAAUGCGUCAAAGAUGCAAAUUCUCAUGGCGUACAAGUGCGCGAUGGUGCUUCGCGACAUCAUGGCCCCGUACAUGCUUCGUCGCAUGAAGAAAGACGUGCAGAUCGCCACGGAUUUGCCGCACAAGAUCGAGCAAGUGAUCUUUUGCAGCCUCUCCAGUGCGCAGCGGUCAGCGUACAAACUGUUUCUGUGUUCAUCCGAAGUGCGGUCCGUCCUGGCGCGGGAGGUCAAGCCAUUCCGGGCACUCACGAUGCUACGCCACAUUUGCAACCACCCCGAUUUGGUGAGCAAUGCGGCCGAACAUGUCACGAAACCCCAUCACAUUUCAAUCGACAACUUGGACGACGAUUAUGGCGCAAUCGACCAGAGCGGCAAGCUUCAAGUGCUAGACACAAUCCUCCGGGUGUGGAAAGGUCAGAACCACCGCGUGCUGAUCUUUGCCCAGCAUCGGCGCACCGUCGACAUAUUGGCCAAGAUGAUGCGGCAAUUGCAGUACAUGUAUUGCCGGCUGGAUGGCACGACGGCGGUGCGGGAGCGGCAGGCGCUUAUCGAUGCAUUCAAUGCGCCCGACAGUUGCUUGUUUGUGUUCCUGCUCACGACUCGCGCAGGCGGUAUCGGCGUCAACUUGACCGGAGCGGACCGCGUGGUGAUUUUUGAUCCGGACUGGAACCCGAGCACCGACAUGCAGGCGCGGGAGCGGGCAUGGCGCCUCGGGCAGACCAAACCCGUGACCAUCUACCGGUUGAUCACCUCCGGCACGAUCGAGGAAAAGAUCUACCACCGGCAGCUGUUCAAGCAGUACUUGAUGAACAAGGUGCUGCGGGACCCCAAGCAGAAGCGAUGCUUUAACCACAACACGCUCGCGGAUUUGUUUGUGCUUACCGACGCAGCCGACUUGGCCAAGGACGAGCAUGGCCACGCCAUGCAAACCACGGGCACCGAAACCGGCGACUUGUACCUACACGGGCAUGUGGACGUGGCAGCCGAGGUGGCGACGCUGCAGGCGCAACUGGGCGACGCGGCGCGGGUCGUUGUCCGGGCAUCGGAAGAGGCGAAGAAGCACAAGGUGACCGAUGGCGAGGCGGAUGAGGUCGAAGACGAGCAGGAUGGCAAGGACGAUGGCAAGGACGACAACACAGACAACACGGAGAUCCUCAAGGCGUUGAUGGAAGGCGGCGCGAUCAGCGGCGUAUUCAGCCAAGACAGCGUCGAAAGCGACGGCGUACACAACCAAGAAGCCGACUUGAUUCAAAUCGAGUCGACCAAGGUGGCGCAGCAUUCUCUCAGUACACUGCGGCAGUCAUGCAGCGCCAUCCGCCAGCAACGCUCGGACCAGUUUGAAGUCACAUGGACCGGGCGCAGCGGCAGCGCGGGCCUCCCGUCGACCCCCGCCAAACGCUUUGGAACUAAAAUCGCACACACGAUCAAGCGCAAAUCCGUCACGAAUGGCAGUUCUAAGGCAGGGAAUAGUGGCUUGGGCCAGCACCACCAAGAGGUGGCAGUUGAGAGUGAAAAGAUGCUCAAACGUAUGAAAAUGCGGCGACUGGCGGUCGACACGGGCGUCCAGUACUCUAGUAGUGCGAAAGCGUCAUCAGCAGUGGUUCAAUAUGGAUCCGUGGACGAACUGACCAAGAAAUUGCAUGCGUUUUUAGCCCACCGCCCCGACGGCGUGCCCACCGACGUGAUUGUCCAGACGUUCUGCAACGCCGUAUCCCCCAAGGACAAGGACGUUUUUCGUAAUUUGCUGCGGAGUAUGGCCUCCUGCACUGGCCGCGUGUGGCGGCUCAAGCACGAGUUUUCUACCACUUCGACAUAGCAUUCGGGUAUACUAGUAUUAAAACUACUAGUAAGAUACGCAGUUUUUUCUAUUUGCA
Messenger RNA from Aphanomyces astaci, 2690 nucleotides. RefSeq lists its product as hypothetical. The transcript has 4 exons. Gene Ontology annotation, cellular component: nucleus. Gene Ontology annotation, molecular function: ATP-dependent chromatin remodeler activity; ATP binding. Gene Ontology annotation, biological process: transcription-coupled nucleotide-excision repair. NCBI's taxonomy places the organism in Eukaryota, Oomycota, Saprolegniomycetes, Saprolegniales, Verrucalvaceae. The coding region runs from base 35 to 2632 and encodes 865 amino acids. The record is from RefSeq and is a predicted model, not a curated record.